Aplosporella prunicola CBS 121167 is the source of this 1577-nucleotide messenger RNA. RefSeq lists its product as uncharacterized. Bases 47 to 1342 code for a protein of 431 amino acids. Gene Ontology annotation, cellular component: nucleus. Lineage: Eukaryota; Fungi; Ascomycota; Dothideomycetes; Botryosphaeriales; Aplosporellaceae. The record is from RefSeq and is a predicted model, not a curated record. Gene Ontology annotation, molecular function: zinc ion binding. The transcript is spliced from 2 exons.
GCCUUGCUACCUAUCAACCCGAGACAGCUGUACCGCCACGCUAACGAUGGCGGCCCUAAGCACGUCCAAACGCAAGUUCAACAAGAUACUCGACAACAUGACCGCCGCUUCCUCUACAACCAGCCUCGCUUCCCUCCGCGAAAAGAACACCUCGGCCAUGUCCGUUGCCGCCGCCACCAAAGAACCGCCCUCCAAACGCUCCCGCACCUCGCUUGACGCCGCCUCCAUUGCCUCGGACGACAGGCCCGGCACCGCCGCCAGCGCGCGUGAAUCCACCGAUCGCCUCUCCUUACAGCAGCGGGCUAAGAGCGUCCGCCUUGUCGGCGCAAACUCCAAGCAGGACAAAGAAAAGGAGACCGCCGAGCCUCGCAAGACGCCCAACUACGUGCCCUGGAGCCACGAACUGUUCAUCGAACGCAUCAAGACAUUUGCCGACGUCAAGCGAUGGGCGCCGAAGCCUGACCGGUUGAGUGAGGUGGAGUGGGCCAAACGAGGCUGGAUAUGCGAGGCCGUCAAUACCGUGGCUUGCAAGGGCGGCUGCGAGCAGCGCAUCGUCAUCAAGUUAGAGCCUCAGAAGAAGAAACUUGACGGCGGGGAAGAUGAGGAUCACGGCAUGAUGACUGAAGAAGUGGACGAAGCGCUUGUUGAGCGGUAUGCUCAGCUCAUUGUCGAGGGACAUGACGAAGGAUGUUUAUGGAAAAAGGCGGGCUGCAAAGAUGACAUAUACCAUGUACCUAUGGCGAGCUAUGAGGAUCACAUCAAGCCUGGGCUUCUUGAGCGCCAGGCAUCUUUGCUCGGCGUUCGACACCAACUGCCUACAAUCGAACAUCUUGAGUAUCCUGGACUGAGUCCUGAAGCAUUGGCUAAAGGCUUUCCGCCGGAGCUCAACCAACCACCAUCGAACGAUAAUGAAGUGCCGCCUCGAAUCGACGUGAACCAGGUUCAAAUUCAACAAAGGAUUCAACUCUUCGCUCUGUAUGGAUGGUAUGGUGAGGACCGUGGCAAGUACUCAAUCGUCUAUUGCAAGCAAUGUCAUCAACGAACCGGUCUUUGGUUGUAUUCCGACAAUACCAAGCUCGACCUCGUUGAAGCUCACCGCAUUCACUGUCCAUGGCUGAACCCUACUUCUCAGGGAGGGAAAGCUAUCUGGGAAUUGCUCCAGGCACGGUUGCUGGUUCGCGUACGUGAAGCAUCUGCUUCAACAUCUAAUUCGUUCGAACCCGCCGAUUUUAAUGACAUUCGUCCACGGAGUUCAGCGGCGGACUCGGAACAGUCGGAUAAAAAACGGAUGGCAAGACUGAAGAGUGCCAUGAAAUCGUUUGGUGGAAAACUACGAAAGUAACGUGGCCCAUGAUAGUACGGCCGGCGCACUUGAGGAAUGAUUGUCGGGCGUUAACAGAGCUGUACCGGAUAUACAAGGCACAAAAUGGCUAUUGCCUUGAUUAAAGGUGAAAAGGUUGAAUUAAUCGGCUAGGAAAUGUACAGGGGGCAACGUUUGCUGGAACUCGAAGAAAUUAGCGGCAUUGUGGUAAUAUUGUAUGCAUGGCGGCGAGCGUUAUACCCCUGGAAGGUCAUGG